AUGCCAACGCCACUCCCUUCGAGUUUUGCUUCCGCCGCUGCUGGCAACACCCACGACUCCUCCCGGAGGGGGGAUGGAACUGCCAGUGGAGAAUGGGCUCGUUCCCGCAUGAACGGAGCAACACAAACCUUCCGCCGUCCGUCCGUCGCGACAAACCCUUCGCAGAACCGGGACACUAGCCAAUCGACCUCCGUCGCCGCCGCUACGGGUACCUAUAACCCCCCACACGUCACCACCUCCUCCACUCUCCGGAACGGGGCCGCCACGGAAACUCGGUAUUCCAAGGAACAGCUCCUCAGUCUCUACAAAUCCCAACGAGAAUCCGGUGUCCUGGGCAAAAAUGUCGCAGAGUACUUCGUUGCUGACUGGGAUCCCCAUGUCGAGACGCCCGCUGCUGUGAAUGGAGCUUGGGGUCGACGCGAGGAUUCCAAGGAUGCCAAUCCCUCCGGGCCGGAAGUCUGCUGGGAUCAUGGAGGACAAUCAGAGCCCCUGGGUUUGAUUGACAUGACGGAGGAUGAAAAGGAGCUCUUCUCCCUUUCAGUCAACUCUCCGCUGAAGCCCCCUCCAACCAACGCCUCCAAGGAUAAUACGGGAACCACUCCGGGAGCGCGUAAAUCGUCGGUGUCCUACUCCCAGAACGCCUACAACACCUCAUCCCCCAGCUCCACUCGCCAGGGCCCCAGACGUCGCGAGACGGGUGAUUCCACCGGUAAUCCCAUGUCUCCCACUACCGGGGGUUCUCGUUUUUUCCGCGACGAACCGAACACGGCCACCCCGCCCCCUUCGCUGCUGCGUCGCAAGACCGACUUCCGUGACACGUCGUCCACUGCCAGAUGGGAGGAGAAGGAGAAGGAAAACGUCCGGGACGGAAGCUCGGAGGUUGCUUCGCCCUUUGGUUCCCUCAAGCGCAGCUCCACCAAUCCUGUGGUGUCUGCGGCGGGUGGAACCAGCUCUCCGUGGGGAUCAGCCUCGCAUAAUGCCAACUUUUCGCCCAUGGGAGCUUUUGGCGCCUUCUCUCUGGGCACGACCACACCGACAACGGAAAAGAAACCCGGGUUCGGCAGUCUGCGUGGAGAGAGUCGUCUGAAGGGCUUGUUCUCCAAGGACAGCUCGGAGGAUAUUGGUGCCUCGAUCAAGGAGAAGCCGUCUCUCAGCAGUCUGGAGCGCUUGGUGGAAGGAGACGAUGACAAGCGCCCCCAGUCGCCCUGGGCUGAAGGCCUCAAGACCCGCACCGGACGCAGCGAGACGAAUCCCUUCCAGGAGGAGGCUCGCAGUGGAAGUGCGGCGCUUGGAGGCUCCCAGGACGUGGCCACACCUUCGCAGGCGGCCGACCAACUCGGUUUCUCUGCGUUUGGAAUGACCUCGAGCAUCCCUGGCUUCCGCGAGUUGAUGCAGAGCCAUGAAAACUCCCGCAACCCAACCCCAAGUCUGCUGCAGGGCCACGAACCCACCAGUCCCACGAACACGAACCCCUACCAGAGCCCUCACCAUGGUGACCGUGGCGAGGCUGAGGAUGUGGAAACCGACGGAUCGGAUAUCCAGAGCUCGAACCAUCCAGGCUUGACCGGACUGCGCGACCCCGCGGGCGCGUUUGGAUCCAUGCGACGAGUCGGAUCGGGCAUGGAUUUGCCGGCCAUCGACCGGAGUCAAACAUCCAGCGCUGCGGGCAACCGGAGCUUCUCCAGUCUCGGUGGCCUGGGCGGUUUGUCCUCUCUCGGUGGCGCUGCCGGAUGGCCAUCGACUGGCGCUGUGGGAACUCCGACGAGAGAACGGUCCGCCUUUGCCGGUGGAUUCGGCGAUCCUAUCUUCGGUACAAUGGGUGAUUUGCAAUCCCCUAGUCUUUCAACUCUGGGCGGAGGCGGUCUCUUCAGUCCCCAUGCUGGUAUCUCCGGUACUGGAAGCAUUGGCCGUUCCAGCAAGCUGGGAUCUCUGUUCCCCGCCGCCAUGCAGGAACAAAUGCAGGCCGACCAGGCCCGUCACGAGCUUGGAAACCUGGAUGAGGCUACUCGAGCUGACCUACAAGACAAGUCUGGCCAAACUAACCCUCCUGCCACCACCUCCGCUUCCCAAACUCCGGUCUCCGCCGUUGGUUCUAUCCCGGCCUCGAUGCCUGCCGAAGGACCCCCUCAAAGCCAGACACCCGGACAGGCUGGAAACAAUGCUGGGUCUGUUCCCCCCGCUCAGCAGCGUACAAUGGUGAUGCCGGACCGCAUGCGUUGGAUCUACCGCGACCCGCAAGGAAACAUUCAAGGCCCGUGGACCGGUUUGGAGAUGCAUGAUUGGUUCAAGGCUGGUUUCUUCAGCCCCGAUCUGCAGAUCAAGAAGCUGGAGGAUCCUGAGUUCGAGCCCCUGGCCCAGCUGGUGCGUCGCAUUGGGAACUCUCGUGAGCCGUUCCUUGUGCCCCAGAUCGGCAUCCCUCACGGCCCUGACCCGGCUCCUGGCCCUUGGGGCGGUGGCACGUCGGGCUCGGCGCAGCCUCCGUUCCCCGGCAGCUUCCCCAGCUUCGGCACCACCUUGACCGCUGAGCAGCAGAAUGCCUUGGAACGUCGCAAGCAAGAGGAGCAGUAUCUGAUGGCGCGGCAGAAAGAACAUCUGGCGCAGCAACAGGCUCUGAUGAAGCAGAUGCAAUUCCCCAGCGUUCCUCCCACUAUCCAUCCGCAGCUCCAACACCACUCGAGCGCGCACAGCUUGCACAGCCAGCCUAGUUUCGGUAGCAUUGCGUCUCCGGUUGGCUUCCAGCCGUCGCCCCUGCAGGCCCCUGUCCAGGGACAGCCCCAAUCUGUCUCUGGCUUUUUCGAUGCUGCCGGCCCUCUACGUCAAUCCAAUGUUGGCCCGGGGAUGCUGGGAACGGACCUGGGCGGCAGCCAGGACCAACUGCCUGCCCUUCUCGACCGGUUGAAUGUGAGCCGUCCGGAUCCGUUUGCGUUCGGCAGUCCCGCGUCGUUCACCCGCCAGCCCGAUAACCUCUUCCCCGCGCCCCAGGUCGCAAGCAUGCUGCAAGACCGGGCUCGUCUGCAGCAGGAGCAGGAGCAAUUCGACGCCGCCCAGGGCGACAACUUGUUUGACCAACAGGCCCGUGAGGAACGCUUGCGGCAGUUCCAUGCACUCCGCGCUCAAGAGGGCGAGUUUGGCCUGCGCACUGCCGAGGGACUUCCCACCCAUCCCACCGCAGCGUCCCAGCAGGAUGAGACCGAAGCCGUGACUUCUCAGAACGUUGUCCCCGGCGCCACUGCCGUGCAGACCGGCCAGCCCGCCCCUACCGGCGACGAGCCCCCGCUUACCCUGUCCCAGCAGGUUCAGAAGGCCGCUUCUGCUCAGCGUCAGCAACAGGAACAGGAGCAGCAAGCCCAGCAGGACCAACAGCAGCAGAGCCAAUCUACCGGUGAUGCCGCCUGGACCACCAAGGGCGAGAGCGCCAUGCCUCAGCCCUUCCCUCCCCCGCCGUCCGCGUCGCCCCUGCCCGCUCCUGCCGCUCAGCGGAACCGCCAGAACGUUGCUGAAUCGCUGGCCGCCAACUCCCGGUCUCAGACGCAGACUCCGGUCGAAGCCCCCACCACCUCGAUUGCUCCGUGGGCGAAGGAAGUCAACGAGAUGCCCAAGGGACCCUCUCUGAAGGAGAUCCAGGAAGCGGAAGCCCGCAACGCCGCUCAGCGGGAGGAGCUGGCCGCCGCGGCCCGCCGCGCGCAGCUCCUCGCCGAACAGGAACGCCUCAGCCAGGCACAGGCGCAAGCUCCUGGUCUCCCGUCGACUGCCAACUGGGCCAGCGCUGGAUCCCCUGCGACACCCACUUCGUCUGGAUCGGUGUGGAACAACAAGGGCCAAACCCCGACCAGCGGUACCGCCAAGAAGACGUUGGCGCAGAUUCAAAAGGAGGAAGAGGCGCGGAAGCAGCGUCUUGCUGCCGCGGCGGCCGCAGCUGCAGCUCAGCAGCACGCCUCGCCCACCCCGCCGACUGCUCCUUCGUCGACCGGCAAGCGCUAUGCGGACUUGGCUAGCAAGGCUCCGGCUCCCUCGCCCGUGGCGCCCGCGAGCACCGGCGCGUGGACCACCGUGGGAGCUGGCGGCAAGCCCAAGGCCCCUCCUGCUGCUCCUGCGGGUCCUCGCGCGGCCAGCGGUACCGUGCCCCUGGCGGCUUCCCCCGUGCGUCCCAAGCCGGCGACUGUGGCCCGGACUGUGACGGCUCCUGUUGUGGCUCCGGCUCCCAAUCCCAACCGCGCGGUGGAGGAAUUCACCAAGUGGGCCAAGCUGACGCUGGGCAAGGGACUGAACAGCGGCAUCAAUGUGGACGAUUUCGUGCAACAGCUCAUGCUUCUGCCCGCGGAGGCGGAGAUCAUCUCGGACUCGGUGUACGCCAACUCGCAGACGCUGGACGGCCGCCGGUUCGCAGAGGAGUUCAUCCGUCGGCGUAAGAUGGCCGACAAGGGCAUUGUGGACCCGGUGGCGCCCAGUGCGUACGCGGAAAAGAACGCCGGCGGGUGGAGCGAAGUGGCCAAGAAGGGGUCGUCGAAUGCGCAUCGCGAGGAGGAUACUAGCAACGCGGCUUUUAAGAUGACUCCUUUCGGUGCCCCCAUGAGGGCUCACUUCCUCAUCGAUCCCUCCUAUAAGAACCUCAAUCACGGCUCCUAUGGCACCCAGCCUCGCGAUGUCCACACCACCCAGAAGCACCUCCAAUCGCUCGCAGAGCAAAAGCCCGACGUCUUCAUGCGCAAGACACAGCCGGAGCUGCUCACCGAAGCCCGCGCCGCCAUCGCGGCAUACCUCAAUGUCCCACGACACUCCGUCGUCUUCGUCAAGAACGCCACCACUGGCGUCAACACCGUCCUGCACAACCUGCUCCCGACCUUGGCCGCCUCCGACGUGAUCGUCUACUUCGACACCGUCUUCGGCGCCGUCGAGCGCAGCCUCUUCUGGCUGGCCGAGUCGCGCCCUGCACAGCUGCACAAGAUCGCCUACGCCCUGCCCGCCUCCCACGACACCAUCGUGCGCCUGUUCCGCGACGCCGUCCGCCACAUCCGCGAGUCCGGCCGCACCCCACGCCUGGCCAUCUUCGACACCAUCGUCGCGAACCCCGGCGUGCGCUUCCCGUUCGAGGACCUCGUGCGUGUCUGUCGCGACGAGGGCGUCCUGAGCCUCAUCGACGGCGCCCAUGGCGUCGGCCAUCUGCCCCUGGACCUGGGCGUCCUCCAACCGGACUUUUUCACCAGCAACUGUCACAAGUACCUGCCUUCCCUUGCCUACCAUUUCAUAUCCCACCCCAUGUAA
Molecule: messenger RNA, 5262 nt
Organism: Aspergillus terreus NIH2624
Lineage: Eukaryota; Fungi; Ascomycota; Eurotiomycetes; Eurotiales; Aspergillaceae
Exons: 7
Coding region: 1-5262 (1753 amino acids)
Molecular function (GO): protein binding
Source: RefSeq, a predicted model, not a curated record